This is a messenger RNA of Saprolegnia diclina VS20, 1325 nucleotides long. RefSeq lists its product as hypothetical. Lineage: Eukaryota; Oomycota; Saprolegniomycetes; Saprolegniales; Saprolegniaceae. Bases 28 to 909 code for a protein of 293 amino acids. Gene Ontology annotation, molecular function: protein binding. The record is from RefSeq and is a predicted model, not a curated record. The transcript has 2 exons.
CAUUUUUGCAGCGUCCGAGAGCCGAGCAUGAGCGCGACCGUGGCCGAAGCUCAAGCGCUGCGCAAGAGCCUCGAGCGGCCGCCCGUCGACACGUCGCAGUCCGACAUCUUCUUCCAGCAGUUCGCCAUGUUCGCCGCCAUCGGCCGCCAAGAAGAAGCGCGCGUCUCGACGGCCAAAGCCCGGCAAGAAGCCGAAUUUAUGAGCCUGCUCUACGCCUACUUUUCGGGCUCGGACCCCGCGAGCUACCGCCAGUUCUUCGAAACGCCGCGGGCACGUGCACCGCCGCCCAUGUCGCUGACGACCAAGCAGGUGCCGCCGUCGCCGCAGGUGGCGACGCCGCCGACAAGCAGCAACAGCUCAAUGUCGCCGCUGCACCUCCCGCGCAUGCUACCAGUCGUCACGCCGACGUUGCAUCUCUCGACGCCGCCGGCGUCAACCAACCCCAAGCCGACGGCCAGCUACCACAUGGACCUCCCGGCCUCCACGUACACGGAGGCGCGCAGCCGCCAGCCCGCCUACAGCAUCUCGUCGACCACAGCAACGGUACCGGAGGAGUACGACGAGCACUACGACAAUAGCCCGACGAGCUCGGUCGACGACAACAACCACAGCCACCACGACGACCCGAGCCACCACAAGCACGAGGCCGAGAACCGAUUCGACGUUGUCUUUCAGCAGCAAUCCAUGGGCAUGAAGCUCGGGUACGACCCAUUGAAGAAGUGCGCGGUCGUCAAGGAGAGCUUUGACGGCACCGAGUCGAAGAAGUACACGCAGAUUACGAGCGGCGUCAUGAUCCUCUCGGUCAACGGGCUCUCGCUCUGUGGCAUUAGCCUUUCCAAGAUCAUGUCGCGGCUCCGCGAGGCGCAACGCCCGGCGGUGAUUCGCUUUGAGCGGCCGCUUGCCUCCUAAUGACGCAAACGACUCGCUUCUCUUGUGUGUAUAACUUAAAAGCGCUCGAUCCUUCGCGCUCCCGUCUUGAGUCUGGUCCAAAGUCCCAACGCUACGACGAAUUCGUAACCAGCACAAGUAGCACACCAAGGCGUGCGUGUCACGUGCCAGCGUCCAUUAUCAUGGCGAUGGGCAACUGGGCUUAUCGUCGCACGUAACAGGCCACAGAGCAACGGGUCGGCGUUCCCACAUGCCGACUGGCGUGUUGGUAGUUACGAUGGACCCAAGCUUGCCACGACGUCGUGACGCCCCGCGGUAGCGUAGCACACGUACAAUACAGCACAGCCUGCUCCUGGCUGUCGAUAGCAACUACAUGUAUGUCAUGUAUGUCUACGGUCAAGAUGGUCAUCGGAGCAGUUCGCUGGUGAUGACCACGG